Morus notabilis is the source of this 1388-nucleotide messenger RNA. Its product is annotated as peptidyl-tRNA hydrolase, mitochondrial. Gene Ontology annotation, molecular function: peptidyl-tRNA hydrolase activity. The transcript is spliced from 8 exons. The record is from RefSeq and is a predicted model, not a curated record. NCBI's taxonomy places the organism in Eukaryota, Viridiplantae, Streptophyta, Magnoliopsida, Rosales, Moraceae. The coding region runs from base 498 to 1157 and encodes 219 amino acids.
GGCGCGAACUAAACGGCUCUUGAUCCAAGCUCUCUGUCUCGAACUAGCGAAAGCAACGAGACGUUAAUGUCGUGUUAACCAAAGCGCGAAGUUGGGGUGGAAUCCAUUUUCUCUUUGUUCAUUUUUCUUCUGGGCGAGGUUCCUAAUGUCCCUAUCUGUUUGGUCUCAUCUUGCACACCAACUGUUUGUAGAAAUGUCGAGAAGAACAUAAAAAGAGGAUUUAUCGGUUCUGGAAGAUGCCAAGUCGAGUGAAAAUGCUGUUAUUUUUGUUGUUAGACAUUGAAUGCAUAAUUUAUGGAUAGUUGUGUUAAUUCCGAUCGGGGUUUAGAAUUUUUAUUUUUUAUUUUGCUUUAAUUUAUGUUAUUCCUACCUAAAAUCACAUUUUCUCGGCAGAAAGCUAUUUUCUUAGCGAAGAAAAGAAAAUCUUGUUGCUAGGAUUUUACAGUGCAUGGUGAAGAAGAACUCAAAAGAUUGAUUUGAUUUUUCUUUUCUGGGACAUGCUCAAGGGUUUGAGUAGGCGUUGCUUUUGCAAUUCUCCUUCUCCACAGCCAUGGCUUUUCGUGGGUUUGGGAAACCCAGGUCUUAAAUACUCAGGAACUAGACACAAUCAGGUUGGAUUUGAGAUGAUUGACGCUUUUGCUGAAUCACAAGGAAUUAUGAUGAACACUGUCCAUUGCAAAGCUGUUUUUGGGCAAGGUUAUGUAGGCGAGAUCCCUAUUUUUCUUUCAAAGCCUCAGACCUACAUGAACCUGAGUGGUGAAUCUACGGGGCCACUAGCAGCAUAUUAUAAGCUACCGCUUAAUCGCGUCCUUGUGUUUCAUGAUGACAUGACCUUACCACGUGGGGUUCUUCGUCUUCAAGACAAAGGAGGUCAUGGAAGCCACAAUGGACUAAAGAGCGUGAUCCAACACUUCCGAGGAAACAGAGAAUUUCCUCGGUUUAGAAUUGGUAUAGGGAGGCCACCUGGUCAAAUGGAUCCUAAAGCAUUCUUACUCCAAAAGUUCAAUGCAAAAGCUCAAGAACAAAUUGAUGUCGCCAUGCAGGAGGGAGUUGAUAUAUUGAAGUAUCUACUCGCUAGAGGCCUGACAGAAAGCGCACGGCGCUUUAACGUCGAGCAAAAGUACAAGCAUUUACGAGUGCAGACGCUGCCCACAUGACGAAACUAUUGUUUUAAAUUUUUCUAGUGAGCAUACAGUUUUUGGUAGGCGUGUAAAUUCGUGAGGGAAUUCAUAAAAGAGGAGCAGGAAGAGCUAAAAUAGCUUUUUUAGUGUGGGAUUUUAGUUCCAAAUCUAAAUGGAGAAAGGAAUUGUAUGUCCAAAUUAUCCAUUUUAAAUUGCAAAAGGAGAUCAUUUUUAGAAGUUCUGCAGGCACCAAGUCAAAUGACUAUU